UUUAGUAUUGCUUCAACAUCCUAAUGACAUGGGUCAAGUCGGGUUAUUGUCCGAACUACUUCGUUAUAUCAAACAACAUGUUCAAGAAGAAAGUUUAUGGACAAAAUCAACGAAAGUUGCUUCGCAUUCUUGAUCAAUGCCAUCAACUGAAAUGGAUGUGUUUAUCGGUUGGAACAUGUUUUAAUCCGUCGAUAAUGGAAUACCUGAGCUAUUCUGGUGUACAAGCUGAACUUGAAAGACCCCAAACUCAGCAAAAACUUGAACAUGAUAACGACAUGGAAAUUCUGGAUGGGUUAAAAUGGUGCCGAAGGCUGUUCUUGUAUAGAAAUACCAUCAUCAGUCCGGUUGCUUUAUUGUUGAAAUCCCAGUCAGAAGUCGACGAAUUGAUAACUUACUACAGUACAGUGUGUACACUCUCAACGUUAGCAACAGGAGUCUAUCCGGACUGCAGUGUACCUAUUGGAAACAAGGCCAGGUACAAGAGCAUGACGAAAUGUAAACACUGGCUGAUACCAGGGUCACUGUUUGGCACAGAGGUGUUGUAUUUGGCAACCUUUCACUUUAAAACAGGAAACUACAGGAAAGCGAUACAGAUCUGCAAUGGGGUAAUGCUAUUGAAAACGUUUGGCAUUGACGAUGAAACUCGUGUACCACCAGAACGACAAGCAUCACAUGUACAUGCAUAUUGUGGACAAGGAUACUCUUCAAUAGACAAGCUGAAGAAAAUAUUCACAUACCAUCUAUUUUUCAAAGACAACCCCUUCUGCCUUUCUCAGUUUCAACCAGAGUUAUCAAAAUGCAGUCGCGGCCUGUACAUUCCUUCAUUGCCGUAUGCGGUGUUUCUGUGUUUUCUGUGUUGCCAUGAACUCGGAGACAUUAGAGGACGUGAAGCAGUACUACGUCGCCUGAUAAUGGUCAAGUAUGAUGAACUACAAGGAGGACACAAACACUGGAUAGUACACACACUCCUAGGGAUCUGUUACGAAACGUUAGGGGACAACCACAGAGCAAUCACAGCUUAUUUGGAAUCUUAUCAAACAAAAACACUGUUUCAUGAGUUGAAUCCUGCCAUGGAGAGGAUCGAGGCUUUGCGAUCCAACAGUGGUUAGGUUCUAUAUCUCAGGAUAAAUUUAGACCUGAAUAUUAAUGACAACUUAUCAGCAAACAAUUAUCUAAACUUCACUCUGAAAUUUCCUAUUUGUGAAUAUAACGUCCAUCAUUUAUUUCUUGGCGUUGUAUUCUGUUUGCCAACGUCGCUAUCGGAAUACAACGUUGAACCAGUGUUCAACUUUUUUUUCUGUUUGCAUUCACGAUGUUUUCCUUUUUGUUUUGGUGUGUUAUUGGUAGGUGCUGUUGUUGUCUUUUUGGGACGCCUUUCAGUGCAGGUUUCACAUUGUGACGAGAAGUAUUUAACUCAUUUUUGUAUUUACAUAUAACGUGAGAUGUCUUUAUUAAAUCAAAAACACUUUAAUUCAAUGCUGAAUUUUCGCUGCGGUCAAACGGUCGCCUUUUUCGCUCUCCUGAACGCGAAUUCAUCACACAGGAAAUAUUAGUAAAGAAGUUAAUUUACAUAGUAUCUAAAAUUGAAGGGCGAAAUCAAAAGUGCUCCAAUAUGGACUUAACUGGCAAAAGAAAGGUUUCUCCAAACUGCUUCUAUUGCUCAACGGUAUCAUGUGAUGGCUCAGAGAGGCCGAAUGCAGGGUCCUUAUUAUAUUUGCUUUAGUUUUGGAGGGCUGUCUCGACUUGUGUACUGUGGUGCACAACUGCCGAUAUUUAUGAUGAUAAUACUAGUUCGUGUAUUGCAAGGGCGCAAUAAUGAUCUACAUGCAAAGUUUUUAAGUUUAUUUCAUGUGUUCAGACAGAAGAGGUAAAACAUGUAGUUGUGGUUUUGAUGUUGUAUUUAAGGGAGGCUGUGAAGAGGACAUACAGCUGAUCACUUAUCACAAUAAGUUAUUUUGCCUAUUUGUCAUGAUAUUUGGAUAAUCCACUGUAAUAACGUUCUCUGGUUACUUGGUAAUAAACGUUGUGUAUAUG
Molecule: messenger RNA, 2034 nt
Organism: Mizuhopecten yessoensis (Yesso scallop)
Lineage: Eukaryota; Metazoa; Mollusca; Bivalvia; Pectinida; Pectinidae
Exons: 1
Coding region: 24-1109 (361 amino acids)
Source: RefSeq, a predicted model, not a curated record